This is a messenger RNA of Bradysia coprophila, 723 nucleotides long. It is a transcript of the gene Bet1, whose product is annotated as blocked early in transport 1. Lineage: Eukaryota; Metazoa; Arthropoda; Insecta; Diptera; Sciaridae. The record is from RefSeq and is a predicted model, not a curated record.
CAUAGCGCACAUAGCCUUAAAAUAUUUAGACAUUAUUUUGACACGAAGACACCAAUUUGUUGAUAUUUUAUUUGAUUCAAAAUUUUCGGCUGUAAACUAAUAGGACGCAAGAGCCUCGCAAUACCAUAAAAAAUAAACCGAACACCAAAAACCGUCAAGGUGGCAUUCAACACAAAUAUGCGAAGAUCGCAAGGGUACAAUUACCAACCGAUACCACAGGGAUCUGCUGGUGGGAGUAAUGAUGUUCUGGAAGAGGAAAACGAACGAUUGGCUGAAGAGCUUCAAGGCAAAAUCGGUGCAUUAAAAUCACUAACCAUCGACAUUGGCAAUGAGGUUCGUUAUCAGGACAAAUUAUUGCGUGGCAUCGACGAUGAUAUGGACAGGACUGGUGGAUUUCUGUCGACCACCAUGUCUCGAGUGAUUCGAUUAGGCAAGAACGGUCAUCAGAAGUAUAUGUGCUACAUGUUUCUGUUUGUGCUGGGAGUGUUUUUUGUGCUGUACAUUACGCUUAAAUUGAGAUAAGUAGAUAGACAAAACAGUGAAAGCAGGCCCAAGAAUUUAGAAAUAUUUCACCAAAUUUUACUUCGAAAUUCACCAAUUUUAGCGAAUUAUUUUUGUGAAAUUUGGUGAAAUUUAGUGAAAAUUUCUCAAUUCUAAGGUCUGAGUGAAUGUGCUGGGUGACGAUAAAAAUGAUGAUGAAAUUUGUGCGAUGAUAAUGGGCGA